AUGUAUUAUUCAGAGGAACUCGACUUGCCCAGGACAGAUAAGUCGAGGUGGAGACUAAGAACAGACCCAGUGGGUAGGGAGACGUGGCACUACAUAGAACCCGAGGAAGUCAAUGAGGAGCCACAAUCAACUUUUGUCAAAUGGCUUCUAAAAACGGAUGAUUUUGUACCUCCCCCAGCUGCCUCAACCGAAACUCCCUCUGAAGCGAUGCAAAAGGGUGCAGACUUUCUCAAACUUUUGCAAUUGGAGAACGGGAUUUUCCCUUGCCAGUACAAAGGACCCAUGUUUAUGACAAUCGGAUACGUAGCCGCUAAUUAUUUCAGCGGUAAUCCUAUUCCUGAACCAUUCAGAUUGGAAAUGAUAAGAUACAUUGUCAAUACUGCUAACCCAGUAGAUGGUGGAUGGGGAUUGCAUUCAGUUGACAAGUCUACUUGUUUUGGCACUACGAUGAAUUAUUUGUGUCUCCGAUUGUUGGGAUUGGCUGCUGAUCAUCCAGUUCUAAUUAAGGCUAGAAAAACUUUACACCGUUUGGGAGGUGCUAUAAAAAACCCACACUGGGACUCCACAUUAAAAGAGUUAAGGAACGAGAUUUAUUUGCCCAACCAAUUACCGUAUGAGUCUAUAGAUUUUGGAGCAAACAGAAAUAAUGUUUGCGGCGUUGAUUUGUACUAUCCACAUACAAAAGUGCUUGACAUGGCCAAUUUUGUAUUGAGCAAAUGGGAGAGUAUUCGUCCUAAGUGGUUGCUUAAUUGGGUCAAUUCAAGGGUCUACAAUCUAAUCGAGAAAGAGUACGAGAAUACAGACUACUUAUGCAUCGCGCCGGUUAGCUUUUCAAUGAAUAUGGUAGUGACAUACCACCGAGAAGGACCCAACUCCAAAAACUUUCUUGGAUUGUUGAAUCGAAUGAACGAUGUAUUAUUUCACGGGCCUCAGGGUAUGACAGUGAUGGGAACCAAUGGGGUGCAGGUAUGGGACGCUGCAUUCAUGGUUCAAUAUUUCUUUAUGACCGGAUUGGUGGAUGACGAGAGGUACCAUGAAAUGAUUAGAAGGUCGUAUUUAUUCUUGGUUAGAUCUCAAUUUACUGAAAACUGCGUUGAGGGAAGCUUUAGGGAUAGAAGACUAGGCGCUUGGCCCUUCAGCACUAAAGAUCAAGGAUACACCGUUAGUGACUGUACUGCAGAAGCCAUCAAGGCAAUAAUAAUGGUGAGGAACGAUAAGAGAUUUGAGGAUAUCAAGAACGCCAUAACCGACAAGGAUAUUUUCAAUGCAAUCGAGGUUUUGUUGCAAAUACAAAACGUGGGUGAUUGGGAAUUUGGGUCAUUUUCCACAUACGAAGGAAUCAAAUCUACCGUCUUGUUGGAGAAAUUGAAUCCCGCCGAAGUUUUCAACAACAUAAUGGUAGAAUACCCCUAUGUCGAAUGCACAGACUCUUCCGUCUUGGGGUUGACUUACUUUCGUAAAUAUUAUCCAGAUUACAAAACGGAAAUUAUUCAAAACGCUAUUGACAGUGCUAUACAGUAUAUAAAGAGCGCACAGAGUCCGGUUGAUGGCUCGUGGUACGGUUGUUGGGGAAUCUGCUACACAUAUGCGUCCUUGUUUGCACUCGAAGCUUUCAACAGCAUCGGGCUUAACUACUCAAAUUCGGAGUCCGUUAAAAGGGGGUGUGAUUUUUUGAUCUCCAAACAAUUGAAAGACGGAGGAUGGUCAGAGUCUAUGAAAUCAUGUGAAACGCAUACCUAUGUGAGUGGAAAAGAAUCGCUUGUUGUUCAAACCGCCUGGGCAUUAAUUGGACUCAUCUUGGCCGAUUAUCCUGAAGAAGAGCCCAUUCGCAAGGGAGUUGAAUUGCUCAUGCGCCGCCAGUUGCCCACUGGUGAAUGGGAGUUUGAAGACGUUGAAGGCGUGUUUAAUCAUAGCUGUGCAAUAGAGUAUCCAUCAUAUCGGUUCUUAUUUCCUAUUAAGGCGUUAGGAUUCCCAGCUAUCAUACCACAAGUCCAAGAUAAGGCGUUAGGAUUGUACGCGAAGAGAACGAGGGCAAGAAAGGAGGGAAUGGUGUUACACCCUCACGUCGGAUCUGAAUAA
Lodderomyces theae is the source of this 2079-nucleotide messenger RNA. It is a transcript of the gene ERG7, whose product is annotated as lanosterol synthase. Bases 1 to 2079 code for a protein of 692 amino acids. The transcript has 3 exons. Lineage: Eukaryota; Fungi; Ascomycota; Pichiomycetes; Serinales; Debaryomycetaceae. Gene Ontology annotation, cellular component: lipid droplet. The record is from RefSeq and is a predicted model, not a curated record. Gene Ontology annotation, biological process: ergosterol biosynthetic process; triterpenoid biosynthetic process. Gene Ontology annotation, molecular function: lanosterol synthase activity.